Messenger RNA from Auxenochlorella protothecoides, 2199 nucleotides. RefSeq lists its product as hypothetical. The record is from RefSeq and is a predicted model, not a curated record. The transcript is spliced from 14 exons. Bases 1 to 2199 code for a protein of 732 amino acids. Lineage: Eukaryota; Viridiplantae; Chlorophyta; Trebouxiophyceae; Chlorellales; Chlorellaceae. Gene Ontology annotation, molecular function: chromatin binding. Gene Ontology annotation, biological process: regulation of gene expression; establishment of mitotic sister chromatid cohesion; establishment of protein localization to chromatin. Gene Ontology annotation, cellular component: Scc2-Scc4 cohesin loading complex.
AUGAGGCGGGGCGCCGGCCGCGCCUUCCACCUGCCGCUGGAGCUCGGCCACCCGCUGGUCGUGGUGCUGCGGGCCGCCCUCGAGCACGGUGGUCCGGGCAGAGAUGCACAGGCACGCCACUCGGCGGGCUGCGCCAUGGCCGGGGCCCUCCUGGGCCAGGUCAUCGCGGCGCACGAGGGGGAGGAGCCGGCCGCACACGCCGGCGCGCUGGGCCCCCUGCUGGCCCUCCACGCGCUGGCCAGGGUCUCGCCGGACCUCUGCCUCCCGCCAGACCGGCCCGGCUCCAUGCUGGCCAGCCUGGCGCCCUACCUCCGGGGCGCCGGCUCUGCAGGCGCCGGGGACCGGCUGCACGCCGACUACCUGCUGGCGCUGCUGGCGCUGGUGCACAGCCUGGUGGAGGCGCUGGGGCCCGCCACGCUGCUCGCCCAGGGCGCGGGGCUGGUGGAGACGCUGGCGUCCCUGGUCAACAAGCACCCCUUUGUCCAGGACCCCGACCGGGAGGGGCCCCAGCGCCCGCACCUCUCCCGCUUCCUCUUCAUCCUGGGCCAGCUGUGCCGGCACGGCGGGGGAGCGGUGCUGGACGAGGGCCGGCGCGGUGUAACUGCUGGCGUGACCCUCUCCGUGCCGGCCGCGACGCCCACGGAGCGGGAGUCUGCGCUGCAGGCGCUGGGCGGCCUCGUGCUCGCCCGGCCCGGCAUCAUGCUGGGCCCGGGGGCGCCGCCCAAUGUGGCCAUGAAGCAGGCUCUGGCGGACGACGCGGCGGCUGCCCUGAAGCUGCGGGCCCUGUCCAACCUCGCAGACCUACUGCACCCCGAGGGGGCGACGAGGACAGCGGGCGAGCGCCCAGGAGCGGUGGCGGUGGGCAGCGUGCCGACGUGCAACGGCACCGGCGACGCCCUGUCCCACGUCGGCAGCAUCGUUCAGGACCACUGGGACCUGGUGCUGGCACGGGCGCUGGAGAGCGGCGCGGAGGAGGCCGAGGCAGGGCUGGUUGGGCCCUGGACGGCGGUGCAGGCCCUGGGCACCCUGGCCUGCGACCCCGGAGCGGAGAACGCCGCGCGCGCCGUGGCCCUGCUGGGGUCGCUGGUGGCCCGCCACGCCGCCUACGUCGGCGCCGAGCGCCUGGUGCAGGGCAUCCAGGCCGCUCCCGCUUUCCUUGCUACCGCGGACGCCGGGCACGGGGUGCGCCUCCUGGAGAGGAGCGGCGUCUUUGCCUCGCUGACUGAGCUGUACGAGCUGGCCAUCCGACCCCACCCCAAGCUCUGCACCGAUUUUUUCAAGGUGGCGGUGCGCCGCUUCCGGACGGCUGCCAGCGUCCCAUGCGUACCGCCGCCCGACGCUGCCGCUCCCCCUGCCUCAACCGGCCACACAUCGGAACUGCCCUUCCUCGCCCUCACGCUCGCCCACCUGCGGCUGCGGAGGGGGGACGAGGCCUGUGCGCUGCUGGCAGAGGUAUCCGGCGUGCUCUCUGCCCGCGGUGAGGAGGCGGCCUGGGAGCUGCGGGAGGCCCUGGCGCGGGGAUCACAGGACCCGGGCGGUCCCACGCCCAGCACCGCGCCCUUGCUCGCCCUGGCCCUCCUGCUCCGGCUGAAGAACUACCUGCAGGGCGCCUACGCCAUCAGCGACGACCGCAUCGCCGCCUACGCCUCGUCUGGUGAGCGGAGGAGGCAGGAGGAGAGGAUCCAGGUAUCCCCCAGCUGCGCGCCGGACGCUCGAGCGCUCGCGCCCGAGCACUUUGGAGACAUGGCGUCGGGACAGGCGCAGGAUCCGGCCGCUGCCUUGCAGGCAUUUGAGGAGGCGCUGGGGGAGGAUGGUGCCCCUGUCAUUCAGGCGAGCACCCCCGCAGAGCACGGCACUGGGCAGAAGACAGCGGGCGGCGUCAACAAGCGGAGGAGGACCGGCAUGGGCGGGGUCGGCAAAGGGAAAGAGAAUCACACCCCUUCCCCUGGAGACAGCACAGAGGAUGUCGAUGCUGAGCCAAUGAGCACGCGGGGCAAGAGCAGGGGGGCGAGGGGCGCCAGCAUCACGCCCCAGACCACUGUCCUCCGCACGAGCUCCCGGAUCAAGCGGUCCCUGGCAAGGGUCGCCACCGCGCAGGCCUCAGAUCCUGAGUCAGAGGGUGAGGGUGGGGAUGCCACCGAUGGGGAUGACGACUGGAGCCCCGGGGCCGACCAGACUCGUAAGAAGCUGAGGCUGUGA